Molecule: messenger RNA, 1205 nt
Organism: Dicrocoelium dendriticum
Lineage: Eukaryota; Metazoa; Platyhelminthes; Trematoda; Plagiorchiida; Dicrocoeliidae
Source: the annotation of a GenBank genome assembly
GCGCUGAUCCGCACCCGGCUUCACAUCAAGACAUGGUUGUCAAGUCUUUGGUGGCUCUGUUAGGCGUCUAUCUAUUUUUCCUAACUGAACGGCUGACAAUCUUGUUUCAAAACACCAAAUCCAGACGGAAGAUGAAACGCCAGUGGUCCGCUUCCGCUGAUCACCGCCGUUCGCACGAUCACCUUGACAAAGACGGAAAGCCCAAUUCUCUUGACCAGGUAACCGGUGGCGACCAGUGGGCAGUAAAGCUUGACAGUCCAGAUGCUACUAACAAUGCGAUGCGUGCAAACUUUUCUGAAGGCCUCAACAGUUCUCCCGAUGGAUCCUCUUCCACUCCUUUUGAAGAAAAUCGCUUGUGCAUUCGUCCUACAGAGCGCCCCAUGAACAACGCGCGUUGCGAAGGCCAUCUGAAUGAUAACAGCCACUUCCGUGCGGUACUCUCUCCGUCCAAGGAUACCGGCAUGAAGAAGAAAGAUUCCUCUGAUGGCGCCGUCCAUUUUUGGCCUACGACGAUUUACAAUAGCGCAGAGAACGAGACAGGUACAAAGGAUCCUAACGGCAGCGGCGCUGCUCCGUCAUUGGAAAAGGCACUUUUGCCGCCAAUCACUCCGGCCACAUCACUUGAGAGCUUAUCACACGUAAUGAACGCGCACUCUACGCAUGUAAAAGUAGAACAGGUUAUCCAAGAUGGCAAGGCGAUAAACGAGGUGGCUCGGAUCAGUUCGCACAGCACCGGCUCCGAAGCCGCGCACCCCCAUCGCGACAAACCCCACGGUCAUCAUCACGGACACAGCCAUGAUUUGAGCUCGGUACGUGCCAUUGCGUACACUGUCAUAGUUGGCGAUGGGCUGCACAAUUUUUGUGAUGGAAUAGCUGUGGGCGCUGCGUUCGCAAACAGUCUACGUGGCGGUCUGUCAACUUCGAUAGCGGUUCUCUGUCACGAGCUUCCACAUGAAUUGGGUGACUUUGCCGUGCUUCUCCACGCUGGGAUGUCGGUCAAGGCAGCAUUGUUUUACAACUUCCUCUCUGGCCUCUUGUGCGCGGUCGGAGCUGCCAUCGGACUUGUGCUCGGACAAACCGAAAACAUCGACAGCUGGCUAUUUAUGCUGGCUGCCGGCAUGUUUGUGUACAUCGCGUUGGUGGACAUGGUGAGUGCAUUCCAUCACGCCUCCCUAUCCCUUGGAAGCGAUGCCCUAACAAUCUAG